CAGAAGUUAAACGUUUAGAAAUUAUCAAUUCGGAAAAAUAUUUGUCAGACAAAGAGAAAUAUUAUCAUCACCCAGAAGCAUACUUUAUAAGUCGUCCACUAAGUGGAAUAAUUGAAAAAAUUAAUUUACUCGCUAUUUCAUCAAAUGGAUCAGAUCAACAAGAUAGCAAGAUUAAUAACUUACCAUUCUGCAAAUACUUUAGUUAA
Messenger RNA from Entrophospora candida, 206 nucleotides. The record is from the annotation of a GenBank genome assembly. Lineage: Eukaryota; Fungi; Glomeromycota; Glomeromycetes; Entrophosporales; Entrophosporaceae.